UAAACAAACCACUAACAGACUCAAAAAUCCCGAUUUUGCAGAAUUAAAUUCUCUGUUACAUUUUAUUUCUCCUAGGCUGGUCCUAUAUUGAAUGUGGUAAAGGAAAGCUGGAACUUUCCAAUUAAUUGCCAUUUUUUGUUCUCUGAGCUGGUCUCCUUCUUUGUUUUGAUUUUCCCUUUUUAUAUUCCUUUCUUUACACACAGGUGCUGGUCACUUGAAAAGUAAAAAGUAAAAGAAGACAUUGACAAAAUACUGAGACCUUGUCAAUAGAUUCUUGGAUUACACCCAACAUAUAUUUCUUCGUCGUUCUUUUUCUUUAGUCUCUCUUUAUCCUCUUAAGCAUUUUUGUCGUUAUACUUAAAAUUAGUAUUCCUAUAAAAUAUGGACGUUAGCAGCAAUUUGUCUUAUGUUUCUAAAUUUUCUACCCCUACGAAAAAGAGACCUCUGGUAUAUCCAAAUAGUCCAAUUACGCCUCUGCACCAGCAGGCUCUUCUGGGUAAAGUUAGCCGCUCAGCGAAAAAAAGCCCAACAAAGACUUCCUUCAAUUUUGUCCGAGGCUCACCAAAACUUGAUGUCGUUGCAUCUGACUGGUCAUUGCCGACUGCAGUGAAUUCUCCUCGUGCUAAACACCGUUGCUUGAAUCACAGUGACAGAUUCAUCCCUUCAAGACAAAAUUCAGCUAACGCAUUUGUUAGUAAUCAAAAACAUGAAUUGUCGGCUGAGUACAAUGAAUCAGUAGCCGAAGCUUGUGGUUUGGAUUUAAAUACACGCAUCCUUGCUUUUAAACCAGAUGCACCUGAAUCAAAGAAGCCUGUAGAUUUGCGUGCUCAAUAUAACCGACCUCAAAAACCCGUUGUUUCACAGACAAAGCGCAAGUUUGCUACCACGCCAGAGCGAGUCUUGGAUGCGCCUGGCAUCGUUGAUGAUUAUUACUUGAACUUAUUAGACUGGUCUAAUUUGAAUGAUGUAGCUAUCGCACUCGAGAGAAACGUUUACGUUUGGAAUGCCGACAGCGGUGAUGUUCGUGGUUUAGCAGAAACGGAUGAAUCUACUUAUGUAGCUGGGUUGAAAUGGUCUCAAGACGGUACAUUCUUGUCUGUAGGACUUGGUAAUGGAUUGGUUGAGAUCUAUGACGUUGAGUCUCAAAAAAAGCUUCGAACGAUGGCCGGUCAUCAGGCGAGGGUAGGUGUUUUGGCUUGGGAUCGUCACAUUCUGUCCAGUGGCAGUCGCUCAGGUGCUAUUCACCAUCAUGAUGUCCGUAUUGCUCAGCACAAAGUGGGCGAAUUAUUGGGACAUGAGAGUGAAGUGUGUGGACUGGCAUGGCGUUCGGAUGGUCUUCAGUUAGCUUCUGGUGGUAAUGAUAAUUUGGUUCAAAUCUGGGAUGCUAGAUCGUCUAUUCCUAAGUUUACAAAAACCAAUCACACUGCGGCUGUUAAGGCUGUAGCAUGGUGUCCUUGGCAAAGCAAUCUAUUAGCAACCGGUGGAGGUACGAUGGAUAAGAAGAUUCAUUUCUGGAAUGCCGCUACCGGAUCGAGAGUCAACACAGUGGAUGCUGGUAGUCAAGUAACGUCGCUAACAUGGAGCCCUCAACUUCGAGAAGUUAUAUCCACCCACGGUUUUCCUGAUAAUAAUUUGUCGGUCUGGUCUUAUGGCACGGCAGGUGUCACUAAGCAAGUGGAUAUACCCGCACAUGAUAGCAGAGUAUUAUACUCAGCUCUCUCACCCGAUGGACGAAUUUUGUCUACAGCAGCUAGUGAUGAAAAUUUGAAGUUUUGGCGAGUAAAUGACAGUGAAACAAAGAAGAGGACUGGAAUAUUUGCUAAAGCUGGACCUUCCAAUAUGACUAUCCGGUGAUGUACAAAAUAUACUUACAAACGUUCAAUGAUCGACCUUGUCCUUUCGGUUACCAAUCCUCUUAAUGAGCUGACUAUUUAUUUGCCUAAUGCAUUAAUGACGUUGAUAAAUUCUUAUGAUUAAUACUAAUAUGUUACUUAAUGGUCUUUAACUGAACACUGUAU
Messenger RNA from Schizosaccharomyces cryophilus OY26, 2018 nucleotides. Its product is annotated as sleepy Slp1. The coding region runs from base 382 to 1854 and encodes 490 amino acids. Gene Ontology annotation, cellular component: anaphase-promoting complex. Gene Ontology annotation, biological process: positive regulation of ubiquitin protein ligase activity; positive regulation of anaphase-promoting complex-dependent catabolic process; anaphase-promoting complex-dependent catabolic process. Gene Ontology annotation, molecular function: ubiquitin ligase activator activity; anaphase-promoting complex binding; protein binding. The transcript has a single exon. NCBI's taxonomy places the organism in Eukaryota, Fungi, Ascomycota, Schizosaccharomycetes, Schizosaccharomycetales, Schizosaccharomycetaceae. The record is from RefSeq and is a predicted model, not a curated record.